AUGUCGGAGUGGGCCAACGAGGCUCGUGCAGCACUGGCACUACCACCAACAAGUGCCUUGCCGCGUUUACGCACAGAGCCGACUCUGGCCUCCAUGGAGUCGGCACUGAGACAUGUGGAUAUAUUGUACGGCUCAGCAGAACAGCGGCCGGCCGAUCUUGACGAUGAGUUACUCGACGAGCUAGAUGCAGCGCGUGCUGAUCCUACGGAACGCUCGUUUGUUUUGGAUUGGCUCACUCGUGUCGUUGAGACAGAGCUUUCUUGGAUUUCAGAUACCCACUCGCGCCGUGCUGCAACGGAACAUGCAGCUCAGAUCCUUUCUGGAUGCACAUCUGCAUUGGAUGAUGGCGACAUUGUGCGUGAGUUCACAUUUCCACUCCAGGAUGAAACGGGCGUUCCUCCUCACAUACAAACUGCUCAGAAUACGACAGUACCUUCCCCGUCUUGUGCAUCAUUUUCCUCUGUUCCUGGAGCACGCAUGUCCGUCUCUGUGUGCGUGCGCGAUGCGCCGCUGCCACCAUCAGAUGCACACAGCGUCCAAGGUGCCGCACAAGCUGCUGAUGCCGUGGGCGUGCAGACGUAUGCAAGUUCUGUGAUCCUCUGCGACUUAUUAGUGCGAUGUCCAAGUGCCUGGCACCAGUGUCUAGAGGUAUCGAGCCGACCAAAGAGCACGUGGCUCAAUGAGCGUGCAUUCCGAGUCAUGGAACUAGGGGCGGGUACAGGCAUCGUUGGCAUGGUAGCAGCUCACGUUGUGUCGCAUAUUUUUGGGCAGUGGACCAAUGCCUGUCGUCCCACUGUCUACGUGACGGACUAUCACGCCGAUGUGAUGAAAAAUUUGUUCUACAACGUGGAACACUACCUGCAUGUGCCUGAGGAACAUGUCGACGUCCAAUGCAUGCCGUUAGAUUGGCGUGCAUUGCAUGACCUUGUGUAUCCGGAGCGUGCACACGGCCAGAGCGUCGCUUGUACGCCUCCAGCGCCACAAAGCAUCUCGCUUCUACUUGUUGCAGAUCCCGUGUAUGAUCCCAUGCAUGCCACAUGGCUCAUUGCGGCGAUCGUGUACUUGCUAGCCCUGCCUGACACGGAUGCCGACGCUCGUGCACACAUUGUGCUCCCAGUGCGAACAGCUGGGCGCCUCGCUGGACUAUAUGCGACGGUCGAUGACGCGCUUGCAGCACAAGACGCGCGGCAUGGCUUCCGGCUGGCCAAACGGCAACAAAUGCGCCUUCCUCGACGACCUGGACUCGGUCGGCAGGACGAGAGCGAGUAUAUAUGGACGGAGCUCGCUUGGCGUGCUACGGCGUAG
This is a messenger RNA of Malassezia globosa CBS 7966, 1305 nucleotides long. RefSeq lists its product as uncharacterized. The record is from RefSeq and is a predicted model, not a curated record. Lineage: Eukaryota; Fungi; Basidiomycota; Malasseziomycetes; Malasseziales; Malasseziaceae. The coding region runs from base 1 to 1305 and encodes 434 amino acids. The transcript has a single exon.